AUGCCAAAUUCCUUACCCUCGCCGCUGAGACCGGAAACAUUACAUGAAGCGACGUCGAUAAACAUGGACAGGAUCACACAAUUACAACAAUCGAUUGAUAGGGAUCCUCAAAAGUUUAAGAGCGAACAACAAGAGAUCGUUCAUGACAUCUGCACUAAUGCGAAACAAAUAGAAUUGUUGAUCGCUGCUCUACCUGGCAUAAACCGCUCCGAAUCAGAACAGAUCGCAACGUUUAAGGCUUUAGAACAAGAAUUACAGGAAGCAAAUGAAGAAUAUCAGAGAUCAAUUCAAAAUGCAGAAUCAUUAUUGAAACAAAUCUUGGAUACCAUAAGUAUUAUAGCCAAAGAUCAAAGCUCAUCGACUUUUGAAUGA
Messenger RNA from Acaulospora morrowiae, 372 nucleotides. Lineage: Eukaryota; Fungi; Glomeromycota; Glomeromycetes; Diversisporales; Acaulosporaceae. The record is from the annotation of a GenBank genome assembly.